Messenger RNA from Fundulus heteroclitus (mummichog), 8117 nucleotides. Its product is annotated as cilia- and flagella-associated protein 46. The record is from RefSeq and is a predicted model, not a curated record. The transcript has 59 exons. Bases 222 to 7952 code for a protein of 2576 amino acids. NCBI's taxonomy places the organism in Eukaryota, Metazoa, Chordata, Actinopteri, Cyprinodontiformes, Fundulidae. Gene Ontology annotation, biological process: cilium movement involved in cell motility; axoneme assembly. Gene Ontology annotation, molecular function: protein binding.
CUGACGCGUCAAGUCAAUUUGUUCAACAACUUUGUCUUUUAUUGUUUCCUGUAUCACUUCCAUUGUUUCGCGUUUGUUAAGAGAAACGUAAAGGUACUUCGCAGUCUCAUUGUUUUUUUUUUUUUUCAAAGAAAUUAGCAGUUAGGUCGGUUUUUUUCGUUCGAUAGUUAGCCAACGUCGGUCCAAACGCUCGUAAACACUGCGCGCUUUUGCCACAUACGAUGGAGUUGGACAUUCGUGAGCAUUUAGCGAAAGCAAAGGAGAAUCAAGACCUCGGAGCUCUGCACUCUGCUUACAGUUUGAUUAAAGGACCGUCAACAGCUGGGCACAGCGGAGCACUUCCACGCUUCCCCCCAGAGCUGUACGUCCUGUGUGCGGAACAUGCUCUGCAGCUGGGCCUUAUGGAGAUGAGCUCUGAAUGCCUAAAGAUGUAUUUUGAAGGAAAUCCGCAGGGCGGCCAAUUUUUGUGUCGAGCUCUUCUGUGCCAGGGCCAGCUGAAGUCUCUGCUGUUGUCUCCUGCUUCCAGUGCGGAAGAAAUUAACGAGGCCGUGAUGUAUUUUCUGAAAGCGAUUGAAAUGUCGAAGAAGGAACCAAGCACUCACUUCUUGGUGUUCAACGCCUCAGUGCUGUACUUGCAGACAGCGGGGCUUCUCCUGCAGCCUGGACGCUGCCUCCAGUUAGUCCACUCCUUAAAGCAGGUGCUGGGAAGUUUGGAGGAGGUGGCGGACCAGGACCUCAGCUGGAGGGCAGAGCUCAUGAUACAGUUGGUUAAAUGCCACGUGUAUUCUGGACAAGUGGAGGAGGCUGCAAGUUUUGCCAGAGUAACAGAAAAUUUCAUCAAGUCACAUGCUGCACAUCUUUAUCCAAGACUUUACACAUUACAGGUCCAACACAAGCUGUCAGAGGAUGAUGUGCUCCUUGAAACCAGCAGACAGUGUAUCACCCUCAGGAUCAUUUAUAAAAUCCAAGAGUUAAAAAACAGGUGGAAAGAGUUCAAUGAGAACACAAUGACAGAGGAGGAUUGUGAGAGGCUGAAGGAGAUUUUCUCUCUCCUUGUGGAUUCUCCGGGACCAAACAGUACGCCUGCGAGUUCUAGCGCUCCGCAGAGCCCGACGCCCGUCCAACUCCGUGACAGAGUUGCCCUCCUGCUGGAGUUGGCUCUGCUGUCGUCGCAAGGGAAGCGUCCGGAAAUAGCUGCUGACUGUUUGAAACAGCUGAAGUUGGUGGGAGAAGUUAACAUUGACCAACGCAUAAUAAUGGAAUGUGUCAACUGUGAAAUUAACCUUCUGAAAAAAGAGGCCAAGAUGAAUGACUACUCCAAAGCCAGCGUGGAGGCCCGCCUGAAGGAGAUAGACAAGCUGGAUCAGUGGCUGGAGGCUGCGGUGAGGGAAGGGGGGCCCCAGGCCAGACAGGCUGUGUGCGUUACCCAGUGGAAGUUGUGUCUGCCGCUCCUGCAGCACAAUCUCAGGAAGCGCAUCAGGACGCCUCUGCUCAAGUUGGCUCAAGUUCUGGAAGACAUGCAAAGUUUGUUGCUGGAGGUGCGGUGUGGAGUCCACUCAGAGCUGGCAGCAAUAGAAGAGGAAGAGGGGGACGUUGAAGCGUCUCUGUCCCACCUUCAGAAAGCUCUGCUGCUGGACAACGGGACACAGCGAGAACGCCUGUCGUCAGCUUUUCAGCUCCUGCAGCUCAGACGGACCGUCUUCCAAACACCUGCCUGUCCCGAGGACAAAGCUGCUAUGCUUAUGCAGCAGAUCAAGGACAUGCCGCCCCAACAUAGUACAGACAGGCGUCCCAUUCUGGUGUCUGUCGGCCUCCUUUUGGCUCCUGAUGAUUUCCAAACGCUUCUGGAUGCAGACGACCCCUCUAAAUUUCCUGCAGAGAGUCUGGGAUCAGAGCCGAUAGCGUACCUUGCUGCUAAGGCUCGGCAUCAUUCCAUCUGUGUGGAGAAGCUGCAUGGUUACCUGGACAGACAAAGGAAAGACAAAGAUGAUACGGCAAGGGUGAAGUUGUGGGCAACACUAGCAAAGACAGCGAGGAAGCAGGACGUCUGGGAUGUGUGCCGGGCUGCGUGUCGAUUCUGUUUGUUUUAUGAUGAUAGAAGAUGGACGAGUUCAGAGACUAAGAAACCACAACACUCUGGAGAAGAAAGCUGUGGCCAAUGUUCUCCUGGCUGCUGUGGAAACAAAAAUGAUGUGCACGUAUUACGUCUUUUAGCCGAAAUUUGCUUCAUCAAUGCUGAGGCCACUCUCCAAAAGCUGUUAGGAGAGGGACUGCAGCUUAACAGCCCAGCUGUGCCACCACUGGAAAAGUGCGUGGGUGUUACUGAGGAGGAUCCACGAUGGGUUGUUUACAGAGACUGGAUCCAGGCUCUGUCUGCCUACGCCACCUCCAGCUUCUUGCGGGGAGGAGAGCUCGGGGUGGAGAUCGGGGAGCCUUGGCUGGUGGAGAAUGCAGCCAUUUACUUAUGGAACUAUAACAGCCACAUGCUGGCUGCUGGGGAGUACCAGCUCCUGCUUCCCACCUUUCAAAAUCUAGUGGAAAUGAUCCAAAAGAUGAACGAUACGGGGAACCGCACCCUGUGUGUAAUGCUGUGCGAUGCUGUGGCUCGCGGGCUGAUCCAGCCUCUGUCUGCAAGAGACUUCACAGAGCCCGCUCCAACAAGUGCAAGGGCUAAAAGCAAAGCAGAGAGGGGAACAGAGCAGGCGAGCGGCACCCAGGGGGUCUUAGACCCUGCUGCCUUGCAGGAUGUACAGAAGGCAUUGGAGCUAUGUAAUUACGCCCUCCACACAUCCAGUUGCCACAGCACCGGGGCCACUGUUCCAGUUGCAGUGAGGAAACAAGUGUUGACCACAUGGGUGCAGAUAAAGAGGCUCCUGCACGAGCAGAUUGGCUCAGACCUGGAAAUACCCAAGGAUGAGAGUGAGAAUGAAGAAGUAGUGGCGAUGAAUCGUGUGCUGGUUGGACUGGAAAUGCUUCACAGCAAUAAGAACCCAAGACAUAUGGAGUUUUCCGUGCCCAGUCUCUCAGCUCUGGCGGGCAUGGCGUCUGAAUGCAGCUGGUCUGAUGCUGUGGUGGAGUUGCAGGUGUGGUGCCAGCUGGCUGCCUUCUGUCACCACGUCAAGGACCACAGCUUGGUGCUGCGCUGCACCCAGAGAGCUUUGCAACUGGAGGAGGCUGCAGCAAAGAGUCUCACUACAAUGCCCUGUUCAUUGUAUGGACAGGCUGCUGUGAACGAGAUGCUGAGCAGUGCAGCCUGUUUGAGGGGUUGGAGCCUCGUCUGCGAGUCCAGUGGAAAUCUUGACAGUUACAGGGAAGCUUUGAAACUGUUCCUGUCCGGUGUCAGCUUCGCAGAGAAAGCUGACAAUCGGGACUUGUGUGUCACAGCUGCUGGGCAUUUCUGGAAUGCUUGUCUGCCGCUGACACAGAGCCCUCGGGACAGACGGUGGCUCAAGGAGAACCUGGAGAAGAUUCUCAAAGCCCUCAUUCACACCAGCAAAAAUGACAAACAUGGCAACAAGAAAGGAAGGCUGACCUUCAGAGAAUUGCCUGAUGGGACUCCUAAACGUGAAGCAACAAAAGUUGACCAAGGACUGUGUUUGAGGGCAGCCAUUGUAAGUUUGUUGGUCUCCUUCUACAAUGACAGCGAAGACUUUGCAGGCUCUCUACAGCUGCUGGACAAAGCUAUAAGUAGCAUGCCUCGCUCCAAGAAUCGGCUACUUCUGAAAUCUCGCGUUCUGCUGAAGGCACGCAUGGGAGAAUGCAUAACGCGUGACAUGCAGAUGUUACAAAGUGAGGGUGGACAGUGCUGUUCAACCAUGUGGCACCGAGCGGCUCUGUGCGCUGUCACUUUAAACCAGCAGCUAACCUGCUACCAGAACGCUAUCACGUCUCUCCUGAGCACUGAGUCUGAGGGGCACAAAGUCAACCUUUUGCUUGAAUUUGGAGCGUGGCUGUACUAUCACAACUUCACUACAUCUGAAGCCCAACUUCCUGUUCAGUACGCCAUAGACAUCCUUCUGCACUUGGGACCCGAAAAAGAACCAGAACCAGAUGGCAGGGUGCAAGAGGAUUUAAAGAGAGAGGAAUUAGAUUCCUCGGUUGGAGUCUAUGGACGAUUCACAGAAAACCUGUCCAGUCUGAAGGAGGUGCGCAGACUUGACCAAUUAAUAGGAGCACACACUCUGCUCGCUGCCGUGUCAGACAGGACCUCACCUGAGCAUCAGAACAACCUGCUCCUAGCCUACACCUUUGUUCUUCAGAUAUGGCAGGUUUCUGUGCCGGCAGCCUGUGAGAUUUUCAGUGAAAUGUUGAAGAAUCGGCCUAUCAGUUCUCCUCCCAAUGCAGGAUCCAAAAAAAGCAAAGACAAGGGCAAAGACAAGAAAGUAAAAGAACCUGUUCCAACAGAAGAAAGACAAACCUUUGCUAAGAUGGAUAAAAGUAUUCCUUCCACCCUGAGGGAAUGGGCUCGAUACAUCUGUCCUGAGCAGACCAGGCAGAUAUUCAGAACUAACAACAGUCCCCACUGUAUCAACAAAUACAGCUUUAUAAACCAGAAACAAAGCCUGUUUUAUCUAAGGCUGCUGGAAAAAGAGCUGCGCUCGCUAUCUCUCUACCAUCUCACUCUGCCCAUUCUGCACCUUGCUGAGGUUAUUGCUCAUGACUUGCUUGAGAGGCAGAGCCUCUCUGAUCUCUACAGACUCAGAAUUGUGAGCACAUGUGCUGAGCUGGGUUUUGACUCCCAUUCGUCUUAUCAGGAGAAGCUUCAGAGUCUGAGUAAAAUCCAAGAAUUCGAACAAAUGAGGUGCCACAAAGACAUGAUUCUUUCACUGGAGAGGAGAAGACUUGGCAAAAUUUGUAAUCAGAAAGCUCAACUGGGUGAACAGAUUUCUUCUGGAGAGGAUCUGAGUUCUCAGGAUAUUUGGUUGCAGAAAGCAGAGGUUUGCCUCGGUAUGGGUCUUUAUCAGUCAGCCAGACAACUGCUAGCUGAGGCCCUCAUGGUUGCUAGGGAACUUGGAGACGAGACUGCAGAAACAAAAAGCUUAUUAAGUCUGGCAGCUCUAGCCUGUCAGGAGCACAAUUAUGCUAAGGCUUUGAUUCUGUUGGAUAAAGCCCAAAUCCUGGGCGGGGACUAUGAUUUCUGGUACCACUUCACUCUCGUCAGGGUCACAGCUGUGGUGGGGCUGAGAGACCGAGCUUCUCAAACCAAGGUUGACCAGAUUAUCAAACAAGGCUGUGAGGCUUUGCAGCUGAUUGCAGGACUGCAAGUAAACAGACUUUCAGAGCUCAGAUCAAUGAUCGCUUCUUUAGAAAAUAGAGGUGCAGUUGAAUGUAUCCGAGCCAUUGCUGAAGCUACAACUGCAGAGACGUUCAGCCCUGAGGAUGUUCAGAGGCUAAAGGCUGCAUGUGAUACACUCAGAGUGUCUGCAGCUGCUCUCACCAGACUGAACUACGGACAACAGGCAGCAGAGGCGCAUAGAGAUUGUGCACAUGGUCUGAGGCUUUUAGGCAAGAAGGUCACUGACAUAGAGGAGAAACAUGGAUACCUGCUGGACGGCCUCUCUCAAAUGCAGCUAGCUGUCGCGCUGCAGGAACAUGUGGUACUAAGUGCUCAGAGGCUGUUUGUGCCUCAGGAGAGUUGCGACCUGUCGCUGCAAUCCAUUACCAAACUACUGCACCUGCGGGUUGGCUUGAUAGAAUUUUGCCUUGAAAUUCUCGAGGAGCUUUGUGCUCAGCGCACACACCAAGCUUUUGCUCGUUCAAAGAAGACAUCUACGGAAAUAGCACUGGAAGAGUUUACAAGGAGCUCACCACGGCCAAACUCUACAGAAAUGGAAUGGCAGAAUACAGGCAGAACUUUGGGACAGACCAUUCUCUGCCAGCUGGCUGCAGUCAACUCCCAGUCUUUAGACAACGUAGAGAUCAGAGCUCGCUGCCUGAGUCUGAUGGGGAAGUACCUGAGACUGCUGGCUGUGCAGGAGGAGCCCAUGUAUGUGACAGCUCUAUGGCACAAACAUAAUCAGGAAGCCUGGUCAGACUCUAAAGGCGUUCCCACGGCAGAGGAGACUUCACAGAAACUUGUUGAUUCAAGCAGAAAAGAACCGGGCGUGACCUCUGCCAGAAGUGCUGAGCUGCAGAGGAAAGAUAAAGCACGUCAGCUAUUGGCUGAAGCGAGUAAAGCUCUGUCUGAGUCCAUCAGUCUGUGUCUGCAACACAAGCUACCCUCCAGCAUCUUGGCUGAAGCCUCCUUGAAUAUGUUGGAGUGUCAUGGGCAAUCCGACCCCACAGUGACUGGUCAAUACCUCGCUCUUUGUCAGAGCUGCUGCACGAUUGCUAUGGCGGCUGAAGUCUUGAGCUCUGCCUGCACUGACACCUCUGUGUCCCAGCUCUGUGCUCUAAUCAGCCUCCACAGGAAUCUGCUCCUCUCCCAAGAAAGGAGACCCAGCAGCAUGCUGAAGGGAGUGGAGGACUCCCUCCUCCGCCUCUCCAAGGCCUUCAGUCAGCUGACCAUCAGUCCGGACCACCUGAAUAUCCUUUCAGAAAUCCCUCCCAACCUGAAGAUCUUGUUGCUUCAGCACUCCGAUGAUGGCACUGAACUCUACGGGGGCUUCUAUGAGACAACCAAAGCUGCAGAAAAUCUAAAAGCAAAGACUUCACAACUAACAGGUCCGGUGACAUGCUCUCAGGUGGCGAAGGUUUCGGUCUGCCCGCGGGCACUUGUGGCAGUUCGGGAGCCGGCUCGGGGCUCUGGCCGAGACAACAAACAUUCACUCCUGGAGGAUGAAUCCGGCCAGCUGGAGACGUCUGAGGAAGCAACACGAGACGCAGAGUUAAAACUUCACUUCAGAGAACUUGUAGAAAAGAUGGAGAACUAUUUGAAUCCCCUUCUCUCUCAGUUUGAUUUCUCUUUCAUCAGGUGCCAGGCUGAAAUGAGCAAAAGCAAAAUAAAAGAAGAGCAAUGUGUCUCAGAUAAAGUUGAACUUGGAGACCAAUUGGUGGUUCUCGCUGACAGGAAGUUGCUUGAGUUGCCUCUGGAAGCUUUGCCUCUCCUACGACAGGAAGGCCUGACAUCUGUGUCUCGCGACUUUUCUCUGCAGCUUUUCUUCAGUCGUUUAAGUAGAGAAGAAACACAGAAAGUUGAAAGUGACAACAAAAAGGAGACCAAAGGUGGCAAGGGAACUAAGGGGAAAGGAGAUCAAAGCCAAGCCAUCAAAGCAGUACCUGCCAAUCUCGAGCUGCCUCCCCACACGUUUGCCGUGGACACGUCAAACCUGCAAUAUAUUGUUGACCCUUACAAGGAAGGCCAUUUUGAAGGGAUCCGACUGAGAAGAACAAUGAAGGAGGUUUUAGAAAACCACAGGCAGCAUCUCCCACAUCUGUGGGAGGGCUUUAUCAGCAGCAAAGACAGACCCAGUGUUUUCGACGUGGAGCAGAUCCUGAGCAGAUGCAGUGCCUUGAUUUACAUGGGGACGGAUCCCUUACUGACACGCUUUCCACCCGCCAAAUUAGCCGGCCUCAAUCUAACUGAAUGCCACAUGGCUCUGCUCUUUGACCCGGUUCAGAGCAAAGCUAAUGUCCUCCCAUCAAACAAUGAGCAGCAAAACAGUGCAGGACAGCUCACCUUGGAGCGUCCCCUGGAGACCGCCCUGUUAUUGAGCUUGAGUGGUGUUGGCUGCAUUGUCCUCAACCAAUGGCACAGCACUCCUAAACAGGAAGCACAGAAUCUUGCUGCUGUGCUAGACAACAUACUGAGGGUCAGACAGACCUCCGGCCAGGCCAUCCAUGCUCUGAGGGGUCUGGACUGCUCUCAUAUGCCACAUUACAAGGUCACAGGAACAGACGAUCAAUCGCUCAACACUGACUCUAAGGAGGACGAGGUUCGAUACACUCCAGCUCUCAGCCCAACAGCCUACAAUUGCAUUCUCUAUGGCCUUCCUAACCUAAUUGCCACAUGAUAUACUGUAUUGCCUCAAUGUUUCCCCCACAUUUCACAGUUCAAAACGAAUGCAAGCGUGCAUACCUGAGAGAUUUGCUUUUAUUGCUCCAUGCAAUGCAGUAGAGCUUCUGUUAUACGAAGGGUUUAAAAGUUUCAUUAAAGACAAUCCUGGACUCUUUACUUA